AUUCAUUUGUUUUAUCGCAGGAAAAUUCGUAGUUGGUGUUAAUCUUGGUGCAUCGGGGUCAAAUGGUUGCGGCGUACGCGAGUGAUCACGGAAGCGAGUUUUUCUUCGGUGAAACCGUGGCGGACGGAAGUGAGCGCGAUGGGGCGGAAGCUCCAGGUCCGUUCCGCUGCCCGAUUUGUGACGUGGUCACCGGAAGUCAGGAAGAACUCGAGUCUCAUUUCGUUCUGGUGCACGACGACCAACACAUGCAGGAGAAGUCGUGUGGGAAGCCAAAACAAGUGUUCCUGUCAUUUGAUUCUGGUGGACCAGGUUCUAUGUCGGGUGGUGUGACUGGCGAACAUGAUGGAGUCGAAGCCAGGCUUGUGGAAAUUAUAAAACAACGACCGGAAAUUUUUUAA
This is a messenger RNA of Notodromas monacha, 398 nucleotides long. NCBI's taxonomy places the organism in Eukaryota, Metazoa, Arthropoda, Ostracoda, Podocopida, Cyprididae. The record is from the annotation of a GenBank genome assembly.